Messenger RNA from Nerophis ophidion (straightnose pipefish), 5140 nucleotides. RefSeq names its product P2Y purinoceptor 4-like. Gene Ontology annotation, molecular function: G protein-coupled UTP receptor activity; G protein-coupled purinergic nucleotide receptor activity. The record is from RefSeq and is a predicted model, not a curated record. The transcript has 4 exons. Gene Ontology annotation, cellular component: plasma membrane. Gene Ontology annotation, biological process: G protein-coupled receptor signaling pathway; transepithelial chloride transport. Bases 137 to 1501 code for a protein of 454 amino acids. NCBI's taxonomy places the organism in Eukaryota, Metazoa, Chordata, Actinopteri, Syngnathiformes, Syngnathidae.
CUUGUCGGAGUACCUACUCAGACUUCUUCUGUCCAGGUGAGAUGCAUGAUUUAUGAUCUGGAAUAAACUUCCAGGGAGCGAGGAAGCAGCAGACCACUCGAUGAUGUAAACAUAGGGACACAGUUUCGGGUCCAAAAUGACUGUCAAAGUGUACCAACUUGUCGGAAUACCUACUCAGACUUCUUCUGUCCAGGCCCCAGGCAGCGCAGAAGAAGAAGAACAAGCACGCGGCUCGGACCGAAGCGUCCAAGUGGUGGCAAAAAAGGCAAAAGAAAGAAGGGGAAAGUUAAGGGUCUGUGGUACUGAAGUGGAGAGGACGUCGUGGGAAGUAGGAGGACCGCGACCACCCUGCAGAACUCGCUCUUCCCCGGAUGGUGAACUCCUCGCCUCCUGCCCCGGAUGCUGGACCCCAGCGGUCGUCAUGGAAACGCUCCCCUUGGCCUGGUCCAACCAGUCGACGGUCUCCCUCCCCAUCUUCAACGCCAGCUGCCGCUUUGACGAGGAGUUCAAGUACGUCCUCCUCCCCGUCUCCUACGGCCUGGUGUUCGUGCUGGGCUUCCUCCUCAACGCCACCGCCUUGUGGACCUUCGCCAAGAUGCGCCCGUGGAACCCCAGCGUGGUCUUCAUGUUCCACCUGGCGCUCACCGACUUCCUGUACGUGCUGUCGCUGCCCACGCUGGUCUACUACUACGCCAACCGCAGCCACUGGCCCUUCGGCGUGGCGGCGUGCAAAAUAGUGCGCUUCCUCUUCUACGCCAACCUGUACUGCAGCAUCCUGCUGCUCACCUGCAUCAGCGCGCACCGCUACCUGGGCAUCUGUCACCCCAUCAAGGCGCUCACCUUGGUCAAGUCCCGCCACGCUCACAUGGCGUGCGGCGCCGUGUGGGCCGUGGUGGCCGUCUGCCUGGUGCCCAACCUCGUCUUCGUCACCACCUCUAGGCGGGACAACGACACCAUCUGCCACGACACCACCAGCCAGGACUCCUUUGAGGAGUACGUGGACUACAGCUCGGUCGUAAUGACGCUGCUCUUCGGCGUCCCCUUCCUGGUCAUCGUGGCGUGCUACUGCCUGAUGGCGCGGGCCUUGUGCCGACCCAGACAGGGCCUGGCGGGCACCGCCUCCCGGCAGAAAUCCAUCAAGCUCAUCAUCGUGGUCUUGGUCGUGUUCGCCGUCAGCUUCGUCCCCUUCCACAUCACGCGAACUCUCUACUACACCGCCCGGGUUCUGGACCUGGACUGCAGAGUCCUCAACAUUGUCAACUUCACCUACAAGAUCACCCGCCCGCUCGCCAGCGUCAACAGCUGCAUCGACCCCGUCUUGUACCUCCUGGCCGGCGACCACUACCGCUCCAAGCUGGUCUACGCCCUGACGGGACGUAGGCAGGCCACCAGAAGUCAAGCCCCCUCUGAGGCUCCGCUCAACAGGAACACGAACCUGGCUCUGGUCUAUAAGAACCUGAACAGCAGUAGCCCAAAGACAGACGGAGGAAUCUCAAACUAAACACUAAGCUGGUCUACGCCCUGACGGGACAGAGUCAGGCUGCCAGGAGUCAGGCGCCCUCUGAGGCUCCGCUCAACAGGAACUCAAACCUGGCUCUGGUCUACAAGAACCUGAACAGCAGUAGCCCGAAGAUAGACCAAGGAAUCUCACACUAAAGACUAAGCUGGUCUACGCCAUGACAGGACAGAGGCAGGCCGCCAGGAGUCAAGCGCCCUAUGAGGCUCCGCUCAACAGGAACUCACACCUGGCUCUGGUCUUCAAGAACCUGAACAGCAGCAGCCCAAAGAUCAACCGAGGAAUCUCAAACGAAACACUAAGCUGGUCUAUGCCCUGACCACUAGGACUCAAGCGCCCUCUGAGGCUCCGCCCAACAGGAACUCAAACCUGGUUCGGGUCUAUAAGAACCUGAACAGCAGUAGCCCAAAGAUAUACUGAGGAAUCUCAAACUAAAGUCUAAGUUGGUCUACGCAACUGACAGGACCGAGGCAGGCCACCAAGAGUCAGGCGCCCUCUGAGGCUCGGCCCAACAGGAACUCAAACCUGGCUCUGGUCUACAAGAACCUGAACAGCAGUAGCCCAAAGAUAGACCAAGGAAUCUCAAACUAAAGACUAAGCUGGUCUACGCCCUGACGGGACAGAGGGAGGCCAACAAGAGUCAAGCGCCCUCUGUGUUUCUGCUCAAAAAGGAACUCAAAACUGGCUCUGGUCUAUAAAUACCUGAACAGCAGCAGCCCAAAGAAAGACCGAGGAAUCUCUAACUAAACAUUAAGCUGGUCUACGCCCUGACAGGACAGAGGCAGGCCACCAGGAGUCAGGCGCCCUCUGAGGCUCUGCCCAACAGGAACUCAAACCUGGCUCUGGUCUACAAGAACCUGAACAGCAGUAGCCAAAAGAUAGACCAAGGAAUCUCAAACUAAAGACUAAGCUGGUCUAUGCCCUGACGGGACAGAGGCAGGCCACCAGGACUCAAGCGCCCUCUGAGGCUUCUCCCUACAGGAACUCAAACCUGGCUCUGGACUACAAGAACCUGAACAGCAGUAGCCCAAAGAUAGACAGAGGAUUCUCAAACUAAACACUAAGUUAGCCUACGCCCUGGUAACUAGGUCUCAAGCGCCCUCUGAGGCUCCACCCAACAGGAACUUGAACCUGGCUCUGGUGUACAAGAACCUGAACAACAGUAGCCCAAAGAUGGGCCGAGGAAUCUCAAACUAAAGACUAAGCUGGUCUACGCCCUGACAGGACAGAGGCAGGCCACCAGGUGUCAAGCGCCCUCUGAGGCUCCGCCCAACAGGAACUCAAACCUGGCUCUGGUCUAUAAGAAACUGAACAGCAGCAGCCCAAAAAUAGGCAGAGGAAUCUCAAACUAAACACUAAACUGGUCUACGCCCUGACGUGAAGGAGGCAGGCCGUCAGGAGUCAGGCACCCUCUGAGGCUUUGCCCAACAGGAACUCAAACCUGGCUCUGGUCUACAAGAACCUGAACAGCAGUAGCCCAAAGAUAGACCAAGGAAUCUCAAACUAAAGACUAAGCUGGUCUACGCCCUGACGGGACAGAGGGAGGCCAACAAGAGUCAAGCGCCCUCUGUGUUUCUGCUCAAAAAGGAACUCAAAACUGGCUCUGGUCUAUAAAUACCUGAACAGCAGCAGCCCAAAGAAAGACCGAGGAAUCUCUAACUAAACAUUAAGCUGGUCUACGCCCUGACAGGACAGAGGCAGGCCACCAGGAGUCAGGCGCCCUCUGAGGCUCUGCCCAACAGGAACUCAAACCUGGCUCUGGUCUACAAGAACCUGAACAGCAGUAGCCAAAAGAUAGACCAAGGAAUCUCAAACUAAAGACUAAGCUGGUCUAUGCCCUGACGGGACAGAGGCAGGCCACCAGGACUCAAGCGCCCUCUGAGGCUUCUCCCUACAGGAACUCAAACCUGGCUCUGGACUACAAGAACCUGAACAGCAGUAGCCCAAAGAUAGACAGAGGAUUCUCAAACUAAACACUAAGUUAGCCUACGCCCUGGUAACUAGGUCUCAAGCGCCCUCUGAGGCUCCACCCAACAGGAACUUGAACCUGGCUCUGGUGUACAAGAACCUGAACAACAGUAGCCCAAAGAUGGGCCGAGGAAUCUCAAACUAAAGACUAAGCUGGUCUACGCCCUGACAGGACAGAGGCAGGCCACCAGGUGUCAAGCGCCCUCUGAGGCUCCGCCCAACAGGAACUCAAACCUGGCUCUGGUCUAUAAGAAACUGAACAGCAGCAGCCCAAAAAUAGGCAGAGGAAUCUCAAACUAAACACUAAACUGGUCUACGCCCUGACGUGAAGGAGGCAGGCCGUCAGGAGUCAGGCACCCUCUGAGGCUUUGCCCAACAGGAACUCAAACCUAGCUCUUGUCUAUAAGAACCUGAACAGCGGUAGAUGGAUUGAGGAAUUUCAAACUAAACACAGUUUUUGGUAUUUGCGCUGACUAUUCAUUCAAGUCUUGUGACCUUGUUAGUCCGGAGACACUGGCAGCCCACUCAGAUACACUGGUGUCCAAAGUCUUUGCCCCUGUUCACACUGCAGGUCAAUUCCCAGUUCCCAUAUUGCGACCAGUACCGGAUUUUUUCAUGUCCGUUCCGAACGUUUUAUAUCCAACCCAGGUAUGUGGAAAUAAAUCGGAUACAUCUACAAUGCGUCCUGGAUGUGAACGUUCAUCUGAACGAGGAUGUUGUAGUCGUAAUGAUUUGUGCAGUCCUUUAAGACAUUUGUGAUUUGGGGCUAUAUAAAUAAACAUUGAUUGAUUGAUUGAUUGAACAGAACGCAGGGCUCGAACAGACGCUGGCUUUUGAACGUUGCGCCUAUAACAAGCCAGGUGGUUCUUAUCCUCUUUGGUCCGGAGGACACGACGUCCACAGUUUCCAAAAACAAUUUGAAACGUGGACUCGUCAGACCACAGGACAAUUUUACACUUCGCAUCAGUCCAUCUUAGAUGAGCUCAGGCCGAGUGGAGCUGGCAGCGUUUCUUGGUGUUGUUGAUAAAUGGCUUCGACUCUGCAUUGUAGAGUUUUAACUUGCACUUACAGAUGUAGCGACCAACUGUAGUUACUGACAGUGGUUUUCUGAAGUGUUCCUGAGCCCAUGUGGUGAUAUCCUUUACACACUGAUGUCGCUUUUUGAUGCAGUACCGCCUGAGGGAUCGAAGGUCACGGGCAUUGAAUGUUACAUGCAGUGAUUUCUCCAGAUUUUCUGAACCUUUUGAUGAUAUUACAGAGCGUAGAUGGUGAAAUCCCUAAAUUCCUUGCAAUAGCUCGUUGAGAAAUGUUGCUCUCAAACAAUUCGCUCACGCAUUUGUUCAAAAAGUGGUGACCCUCGCCCCGUCUUUGUUUGUGAAUGUCCGAGCAUUUCAUGGAAGCUGCUUUUAUACCCAAUCAUGGCACCCACCUGUUCACAAUGAGCCUGUUCACCUGUGGGAUGUUCCAAAUAAGUGUUUGAUGAGCAUUCCUCAACUUUCUCAGUCUUUUUUACCACUUGUGCCAGCUUUUUUGAAACACGUCGCUGGCAUCCAUUCGAUAAUUAACUACUAUUUGCAAAAAAUAACCAGUGUGUACGUUAAAGAUCUUGUCUUUGCAGUCUAUUCAAUUGAAUAUAAGUUGAAAAGGAUUUGCAUA